Gorilla gorilla gorilla (western lowland gorilla) is the source of this 7250-nucleotide messenger RNA. It is a transcript of the gene CPQ, whose product is annotated as carboxypeptidase Q. NCBI's taxonomy places the organism in Eukaryota, Metazoa, Chordata, Mammalia, Primates, Hominidae. Bases 297 to 1625 code for a protein of 442 amino acids. The transcript has 10 exons. Gene Ontology annotation, biological process: peptide catabolic process; thyroid hormone generation; proteolysis. The record is from RefSeq and is a predicted model, not a curated record. Gene Ontology annotation, molecular function: metallodipeptidase activity.
UCGGCCCCGCGGCCUGGCCGGCAAGCAGGGCUGCAGUCACGUGGCGGCGCGGAGGGCCCCAGCCCGGUCAGGGGUGUGGCCGCCGCCACCGUAAGGCUAGGCGGCGAGCUUAGUCCUGGGAGCCGCCUCCGUCGCCGCCGUCAGAGCCGCCCUAUCAGGAGUUUCCCUACACAAGCUCUUUGCCUGCUGCCAUCCAUGUAAGACCUGACUUGCUCCUCCUUCCUUUCCACCAUUAUUAUGAGGCCUCCCAGCCCUGUGUAACUGCUCAUAGGUGAAAAGGACUUGCCUUCACUAAGAUGAAACUUUGGACUAUGGAAUUUUGGAUUAUCUUAACAAGAAAACCAACUGGAAAAAAAAUGAAAUUCCUUAUCUUCGCAUUUUUUGGUGGUGUUCACCUUUUAUCCCUGUGCUCUGGGAAAGCUAUAUACAAGAAUGGCAUCUCUAAGAGGACUUUUGAAGAAGUAAAAGAAGAAAUAGCCAGCUAUGGAGAUGUUGCUAAAGCAAUCAUCAACCUAGCUGUUUAUGGUAAAGCCCAGAACAGAUCCUAUGAGCGAUUGGCACUUCUGGUUGAUACUGUUGGACACAGACUGAGUGGCUCCAAAAACCUAGAAAAAGCCAUCCAAAUUAUGUACCAAAACCUGCAGCAAGAUGGGCUGGAGAAUGUUCACCUGGAGCCAGUGAGAAUCCCCCACUGGGAGAGGGGAGAAGAAUCAGCUGUGAUGCUGGAGCCAAGAAUUCAUAAGAUAGCCAUCCUGGGUCUUGGCAGCAGCAUUGGGACUCCUCCAGAAGGCAUUACAGCAGAAGUUCUGGUGGUGACCUGUUUCGAUGAACUGCAGAGAAGGGCCUCAGAAGCAAGAGGGAAGAUUGUUGUUUAUAACCAACCUUACAUCAACUACUCGAGGACGGUGCAAUACCGAACGCAGGGGGCGGUGGAAGCUGCCAAGGUGGGGGCUUUGGCAUCUCUCAUUCGAUCCGUGGCCUCCUUCUCCAUCUACAGUCCUCACACAGGUAUUCAGGAAUACCAGGACGGCGUGCCCAAGAUUCCAACAGCCUGUAUUACGGUGGAAGAUGCAGAAAUGAUGUCAAGAAUGGCUUCUCAUGGGAUCAAAAUUGUCAUUCAGCUAAAGAUGGGGGCAAAGACCUACCCAGAUACUGAUUCCUUCAACACUGUAGCAGAGAUCACUGGGAGCAAAUAUCCAGAACAGGUUGUACUGGUCAGUGGACAUCUGGACAGCUGGGAUGUUGGGCAGGGUGCCAUGGAUGAUGGCGGUGGAGCCUUUAUAUCAUGGGAAGCACUCUCACUUAUUAAAGAUCUUGGGCUGCGUCCAAAGAGGACUCUGCGGCUGGUGCUCUGGACUGCAGAAGAACAAGGUGGAGUUGGUGCCUUCCAGUAUUAUCAGUUACACAAGGUAAAUAUUUCCAACUACAGUCUGGUGAUGGAGUCUGACGCGGGAACCUUCCUACCCACUGGGCUGCAAUUCACUGGCAGUGAAAAGGCCAGGGCCAUCAUGGAGGAGGUUAUGAGCCUGCUGCAGCCCCUCAAUAUCACUCAGGUCCUGAGCCAUGGAGAAGGGACAGACAUCAACUUUUGGAUCCAAGCUGGAGUGCCUGGUACUUCUGCAUAACUACCCAGUAGAGAAGGAUCCUUUCACAAGAGGUGUGGGAAAACGAUACUACAAGGCUGCAGUAACCAAAAUGGCAAGUUACGGGUACAAAAACAGACACAUAGGCCAAUGGAACAGGUUAGAGAAGCCAGAAAUAAAGCCACACACCUACAACCAUCUGAUCUUUGGCAAAGCCAACAGUAAAAAACAAUGGGGAAAGGACUCCCAAUUCAAUAAAUGCUGCUGGGAUAACUGACUAGCCAUAUGCAGAAGAUUGAAACUGGACUCCUUCCUCUCACCAUACAUAAAAAUCAACCCAAGAUUGAUUGAAGACUUAAAUGUAAAACCUAAAAUUAUAAAAAUCCUACAAGAAAACCUUGGAAAUAACAUUCUGGACAUUGGCCCUGGCAAAGACUUCAUGAUGAAGACUCCAAAAGCAAUUGUAACAAAAACAAAAAUCGACAAGUGGGACCUAAUUAAAGAGUUUCUGCACAGUAAAAGAAACUAUCAACAGAGUAAAUAGACAACCUACAGAAUGGGAGAAAAUAUUUGCAAACUACGUAUCUGACAAAGGUCUAAUAUCUAGAAUCUAUAAGGAACUUAAGCAAUUCAACAAACUAAAAACAAACAAUCCCAUUAAAAAAUGGGCAAAAGACAUGAACAGACACUUCUCAAACGAAGACAGACAAGCAGCCAACAAACAUAUGAAAAAAUGCUCAACAUCAUUAAUCAUCAGAGAAAUGCAAAUCAAAACCACAAUGAGAUACCGUCUCACACCAGUCAGAGUGGCUAUUACUACAAUGUCAAAAAAUAACAGAUGCUGGCAAAGUUGCAGAGAAAAAAGAACACUUACACACUGCUGGUGGGAAUGUAAAUUAGUUCAGCCACUGUGGAAAGUACUUUUGGAGAUUUUUCAAAGAACUUAAAACAGGACCUACCAUUUGACCCAGCAAAUGCUGUGUGUAUACUCAGAGGAACAUAAAUUGUUCUACCAUAAAGACACAUGCUCACAUAUUUUCAUCGCAGCACUAUUCACAAUAGCAAAACACAGAAUUAACCCAAAUGCCUUUCAAUGGUAGAGUGGAUAAAGAAAAUACAUUCAUUACCUGGGUGACAAAAUAAUUUGUACACCAAACCCCAAUGACACACAAUUUACCCAUGUAACGAACCUGCACAUGUACCCCCUAAACCAAAAAUAAAAGUUGGAUAGAAAAAAGAAAGAGGUGUGAGAAAAGACCCCACUGUGACACAUAAGUGGCAUAGAUAACAGUGGAGAUUCACUCACAUUUGAUGCGUUAUUACCUAGACAAGGAGGACAAUGGCCCCUCUUCCUUUCUGUAUUCUUUGUAAAGAGUAGGCCUUCUGAGAGGUUAAACCACCAAUCAGAAUUUGAAAUCUUUAAAGUAAUCAAUUUACCUGCUAUUCAUUUGCCUUCUACUUUAAAUCUAAAGUUUUGUCACAGCCAAUAUUUAGUCUCUGACAUCACUGGGAUCAGAAUGGAGAUACUAGAAUCUGUUUUGUGGUAUCCUAAAUUCACUGAAUUAGUAUUUAUUGUAGGACUCCCAUAGGGUGUGAGUCUUUACAAAUAAAGGUAGGGAAUGCCCUUUAUUUGUAAGGGCAAAUAAGUUCCUCCUUCUCUUGUCAAGGGGAUGUGAAAAUCUCCUUGCACAUUUUUUCUUUUCUUUUUUUCUCUUUGCAGAAUGAGUGUUCUGAGAAGAACAAAACUCUUUUCUGACAACUCUUAUAAAACACUUUUGUGUUUGAUUCUCCAACGACUAAGAUUUGGACACACAAUUCUCCAUUCAUUUCUCAAGUGUCAAGAGAGAAUUGAGUUUAAAGGCUCCAGUUCCCUUGCAGGUUACACUGUCUAUCUAGAUGAAUUAGUAUUCAGCACAGCUUUGGGAAAAUCUCAAAUGAUUUGCAGGUUUGCAAAUUGUUCAAACUCAUAAUGAAAUUUCAGGCUGAGGAAAUCACUAAACAGUUCAUGGCAUGAGUUUUUCCCUCUGAGGUCUGGACAUCUUAGAUCAAUUCACUCCUCUACCUUCGCUGCCCCAUCCAUGCCAGACAGCCCAGGGCUGCUUGAGAAAGUCACACACACCUGUCACCACUGAGGUUAUUCUCCUAUCCCCAUGUCCUCCCCUGCUCAGCAAACCAGCCCACUCUCCAUCCAUUUUCAUUCUUCAAUUUCUGUUCCUAUAGCGUGUGUUCCUCUUCUUAUCCAGGGCUAUGUUCUGAGUCCGGUCCCCCUCUAUGCCCUCAAGCAACUCAAACUGGCAAUUAUUUAUAUCCUAUUGCUUCAAUUCUCUCCUUCUCUAAACUUUUCCCAUCAGAAUAUAAAUAUUUCAAGUAUUCGCCAUUAAAAUAUAUAUAUACAGCUUUACCCAACUUUAUGAACCUCCAGCUCUUUCUUUUCUUUGCAGCCAAGCUUUUUGUCCUCUCACUCAUUCCUCCUUCCAGUGCAUCCUGAAUUCCACUUGGAACUGUCCACCAGGAUUACCUUCCCAAGGACACAAAGGUCCUCCUUUUGGCCAAAUUGAACUGGUGCAUUCUAGUCCUUUUCUUGUUUGAUUUUUCUGAAGCAUUGACAUAGUUGACCACCACUUACAUCUUGAAACUCUGUAUGUCCUUAGCUUCUCUUAACUCCUCUUUUCAUUCCUUUUUUGCUUCCCUUCCUUGUGCCAGUCCCUUAAGUGUUAGUAUAUGCUAGGAUCUCAUCCUUGGACUCUAUUUAUUCAGGUCACUGUUCCUGGAAGAUAACUCUAUAGAUUCUCAAAUCUAUAUCUAUAGAUUUUGGAAGCCAUGGGGCCAACGUUACCACUUGGAUAUCCUGUAGGUAUUUAAAUUCAACAUGUCUGAAGCCAAACUUCUAUCUCACCCUUACCACAACCCAUCUCUAGGAAUAGAAAUUAUUGUCCAAGUCGCUCAAACCUGAAAACUUGGCAUUGACUUAGACUUAUUUUCCUCAUUCACUCUCCCUCAUUCAGUCAAUCCUUAAGAUAAUGCCAUUUCUACCCUUUAAAUGUAGCCUCUCCUUUAUUCAUUGUACUGCUGCCUUAGUUAAGGCACUCGAAAUUCCUCAUUACUGCACUGCUCCCAGUUGUCUUCCCAAAAUGUGGCUUCCCAUUCUUUCAAGGCCAACUCUUGAGCAUGACAUAUUGGUAUAUAAAGGCCUACAUGACUUGACAGUUGCCAAACUCUCCAGCCUGGUCUCUCAUGGGUUUUUCAUGUGGACUUAACUCUGGCCAUAGCAUCCUGCUGGAAAUUAUUUAAAAACACCAAAUUAUUUCACAAUUCCUUAUUUCAUAUGCUAUUAUUCCCUUUGCUACUUAUCUUUUAAGGCUUAGCACAGAGAGCGUCUUAACACAUAUUACUCAAGAGAUGUUAGCAAUCACUAUUGUUGUUUUUGUUGUCAUGUCUCCCUUUAGUAUCUAAGGCUGUUUGGUACUCCUCCUCUGCUUUCAUAGUAAACUUAAAACAUAGCCUUAAUCAUACUAUAUCAUAGUUGGCUACUUGUUUUUCUUGUCACCAAAUUCUGAAUUUUGGUGACAAUUCAGAAUUGGUGACAAUUUUGGUGAAUUAUUUGGUGAAUUUCACUUACAUUGCCUUCCUGGACCCUAAAAGCAUUUGGGCUUGUUAUUUCUGUUUAAAAUAACAAAGACCAUCAACAAAUUUCCAGUGAAAUUAUAGUUGUGGUGGGGAUGAUGAUGAUGAUGAUGAUGAUGAUGAUGAUAGCUACAUUUAUUGAACUCUAUGUCCUAGGCACUUGCUAAAUGUUUUUAAAUGUUUUCCAUUAUAAUCUUAUUAAUGAUUUCAUUUAAUGGGUAAGGAAACUAACACUGAGAGAGGUAAGUACCUUGGCCAAUUCAUAUAAGUUAUGAGUGGUAGAGCCAGGAUUUAAGCACAUAGAGUAGUAUUCCAGAGACCAAAAAAUAAAGAAAUCAUUAUCUAUAUCCUGAUACUAACCUUAUUCUUAUUACUUUAUGAGAAAGAGAGCCUGGAAAGUCAAUUCAAAAUAUUUGUUACAUGUCUACUUUAUGUUGGAUUGAAUUAGGUCUUUGAAUAAAACAGCUCUUCUUUGAACUUUAUCUCCUAGAAAGGGAAAUUAGAUAUGAACAUCCCUAAAUAACUAGGCAAAAUAUUAUAAAUGCUAAAACGUGCAACUGCUAUAAAAAUGGAAAGAGAGAAAGUUUAAACUGGUUGAGGAAAACUCAGGAAAGUCAUCUUGGAGAAGGCGGCAUUUGAUAUGUGCCUGAACAGUUGAGUCCUAAUGUGUGAAGAUGGCAGAGGACUGAAGAGUGCAUGAGAUUUGAAGGGUACUUGUAAGGAAUGGAACAACCGCCUCUUAUUACUCUGCUUUAUGGCAAACGAGUAAGAUGAAGGCAAGAGGCCUUCAUAGAGCUUUCUCCCUACAGAGAGGGGAAGAGUAUAGUCCCUCAUGACUCAGAAUCUCUUGGUUGCUGCCAUGCAGGCAUCUAUGGAAUCACAAAAGCGAGACCCAGGAAACUUUAAACUAACCUAUGCUUCCCGCCCAGAAUUCAGUCUAUUUCCAUAUUAGUGGGUGCCUUCUGUCCAUACCUAUUUCUGUGUGCAAUGUGUUGAGUCUUUUGAGUGGUGGCUUAACAGCCCAGGAGAGAAUUGAGCUAUACUGAGGCUUCAUAUAUGAACACAGUAUGGUUCUAUUCUUGAAAAGGUUGCCAGUGUCCUUUUCCAAAACUAUAGAGUUGUGCCGCUUCUGUCUAGAAAGCAGCUCAGUGAACUUGACCUUGACCCUUCUGCUGUAUGAACUUCUCAGAAGAUUGCAGAUACUUUUAUUCAAUAAGUCUAUUCCCCCUUUUUUUGUUUAGUCAAGUAGGUAACUAUUUUGUGGGUAUAUUUUCUUAGGGCAAAUUCCUAAUGAUAAUAGACAACCUGAAGUUGAUAGUGGCCAACUCUGUGACAUUGCUACUUGAUAAAUAUACCAAUCUUAGGAUCUCUUCUUUUUUUUAUGAGUACACAAAAAUCAUUUUGAAAUGCCUGACUUGCUAGUUUUUUGACGCCUUACAUAUGGAAUAUGCGUAAUAAAUUACAUUUGUGAUUUAGUAUAUGUGAUUCAGUAUAUACAUAUGCAAGUACGUAUGUGAUUGUAACCCUAUUUUUUAGUCCUACUCUCUGUCAAGAAUAAGAAGCUUAAAGGUCCCUAUAACCAACACAGAAUUCAAUGGCCUCUGUCGUGUAAGUAAUGCUGGCAGCUACAACAAGCAAUCCCAUCUCAGUGGCUUAACAAAACAAACAUUUAGUUCUUGCUCAUGUUAUAGGCCAGUGGGGAACAGUUUGUGGGAGGGGUUUGGGGAGGAAUAUUGUGCGCCAUGCAGGUAUUCAGGUAUCCAGACUUCUAUCUACUGACCUGGCUGUGCCCUAAGGUCUCAGAGCCUUGAAGUUCUCCACUGGAACCUCUGCAACUGGUUGCCCAGACAAGGAGAGAGAGAGAGAGAAAGAAAGAACAUGGAAAUUUACAAGAGAGGUUUCUGGAAGUACCAAACAUGACUUCUGCCCAAAUUCCAUUGGCUAGAACAAGUUACAUGUUACAUGGCCCUAACUAAGUGCAAGGGGAGCCAGGAAAUGUUGCCUUCCUAUGUAUCCAGAAGAAAAAUAAAAUGAUUUGUUGAA